Molecule: messenger RNA, 1494 nt
Organism: Metarhizium album ARSEF 1941
Lineage: Eukaryota; Fungi; Ascomycota; Sordariomycetes; Hypocreales; Clavicipitaceae
Exons: 2
Coding region: 1-1494 (497 amino acids)
Source: RefSeq, a predicted model, not a curated record
AUGUCUUCCAUCGUCAACAAAGUCAAGGAUGUUCUUCACUCCGACAAGAGCAAGACCACGGAACCGGAAGGGACUACUUCUUCGACACAUCCCACCACCACUGGCACUCACACAUCCAGCUCCACUGAGCCUCGCACUGACACCACGACUACCAGCCAUGUAGGUGGUGCCUCCGGCCCGGCCUCCAAGACUGACGGUCCUCACAACUCCAACCUGUUGAACAAGGCCGAUCCUCGUGUCGACUCAGACCGCGACCACAGCAAGAACUUGGGCAUGAACCCGCAGGGAACUGCCACCACCGGCGCUGGAGCUACUCAUGACCUCCCUGGCUAUAGUGGCGCCUCUACUGGAACUGGUGUCGGCGGUCCUCAGCAUCACGGUGGUGUUGCCAGCAGUGGUAUCGCCGGCAGUGGUAUUGCUGGCACUGCUGCUCAUGACAGUGGCCGCACUACGGGCCCAGCUACUCGCACCGAUGGCCCUCACAGCUCCAACCUGGCCAACAAGGCCGAUCCCCGUGUUGACUCUGACCGAGACUACAGCCGCAACUUGGGAGCAAACCCUCACGGAACUGCAACGACUGGAACGACUGGCGAUCUUGGCUCGGCGGGCACUACUGGCGCCGCCAUAGGUACUACGGGUGCCAACCGUGGCACCGACGGUCCUGCCACUCGCACUGAUGGUCCUCACAGCUCCAACUUGGCCAACAAGGCCGACCCCCGUGUCGAUUCUGACCGCGAUCACAGCCGAAACCUGGGAGCUAACCCUCACGGGACUGCCACUACUGGCACAUCUGGCACCUCAGGCCUCACCAGUGGUCAGGGAACUCACACUGGCACUGGGGACAACUCUGCUUUUUUCGCCGGCGGCGCAGCUGGUGCUACUGGUAUCAAUCGCGGCACUGAUGGCCCAGCCACUCGCACCGACGGCCCUCACAGCUCCAACCUGGCCAACAAGGCCGAUCCUCGUGUUGACUCUGACCGAGACUACAGCCGUAAUCUAGGGGCAAACCCUCACGGAUCUGCCACUACUGGCACCCACGGAUCCCACGCCGACACUACUGGCACUCACGGAACUCACGGAACUCAUGCUGGCGCUGCCGGUACCACCACCGGUGCUCACGGCACUCACGGCACUCACGGCACUCAUGCCGGCGCUGCCGGUACUACCACCGGUGCUCACGGCACUCAUGACACUCUUGCCGGCACCACUGGCUCCGGCCCCGGCCCGGCCCCGAACACUGCCGGGCCCCACAAGUCCGACAUGUUGAACAAGAUCGACCCUCGCGUCGACAGCAAUCUGGACGGCAGCAAGACCGUCGGCGGUAACAAGACGGCUGAGUCUCUAGACCACAAGGAUCCUACAGACGCGGCGCAGGUACCUCCUUCCGUUCUGCAGAAGCAUAUAGGUGCCCCAACUGUUGAACAUGAGGAUUCUUCGCAUGAUCGUGCCAAGAGACACAGUGUUUCGCAUCAGGAACAGCACCGUGGCUACUGA